AUGAACACUUAUGGUCCCACUCCCGCAACUGCUGCUGAGCUAAACACCGAGCAUACUAGCAGCACCGAUGCUGCGCUUUCUAGUCCUGAUCACGAGGACCCACGACAUCUCCAAAUCUUCAAAGAGCUCGCCAGCACUCUCUCAAUGGUAGGAGCACAAAUCAACGGCGCAGUUGAGUCCGACGGCCUCGUGGCGUUCGAGGGCACAAACUACAAUGCUGUCUCGCCGGAAGAAACCGCCAACAUCCUCAGUUUUGCGUCCAACGUGUCUCUAAUGACUCACGAACUGGACCAGGCGAUCGCAGAUCUAACGGGUUUCAAGACAAAACUCCUGAACACCGCGAACGCACGGAAAAGGUUUAUUUCUGCUGUUGGACGCCUACCCGUCGAAAUUCUAUCCGAGAUCUUCAUCUUGGCCCGGUCUAGACAGAAGACUGACCGUGAUCAUUACUUUGGCACGCUUCAUGAGGGGUUUGAUGUCUCUUUUAACGCGGCACAAGGGAAGCUAAUUGACUUCCGCCUCCUGCAUAACUGGGAUUUGCGCAGUUCUGGCGCUUUCUUCCAGUACUCAGGCAUCAAGCGUCUCACGCUGGGUUCGAUCAUUAGCGGAGCCUCGUUAUCGUUAGCGACUUUCCCGGCUGUGAAGGAAGUUGCGCUCGCUCCCAACGACGAGAGAGAGGAGCGUCUGUCGGACUUCAUGACUCGCUCAAGGUGCCACCUAAUUUGCAUCACUUUCAUUAUCCCCGGCUUCUCAAAGGACUCCCUCAAUCAUGCUGCCGCUCGAUGGAAGUUAGAUGGGGACAAGAUUGGCGAGCUGCUUGGGGUCCCGGUCAUUGAAUACGCUGAUUCUUGCUUCCGGAUCCAGAUGGUUCGAGACGUAAAGGCGGAAUGGUACGAGCGGGAGUACAUUCCGAGCCUUCAAGUGAAUAGUGACGACCAGGAGGGCACAGAGUCUGACGGUUCACUGGAUUGA
Molecule: messenger RNA, 972 nt
Organism: Coniophora puteana RWD-64-598 SS2
Lineage: Eukaryota; Fungi; Basidiomycota; Agaricomycetes; Boletales; Coniophoraceae
Exons: 5
Coding region: 1-972 (323 amino acids)
Source: RefSeq, a predicted model, not a curated record